UCCCUCAGCGGGUGUGACUUGCACGUCAUGCCAUGCGAUUGGUGCGCGGUUAUCACUUGCGCACCAGUGCAAGCAACUUCCAGGCCCUUCGCUUCGCGUACGCAACCUGCUCCGUCCGUUCGUUUUCAACCCAAAACCAGAAUCAUCAGCGAAAAAUGCUCUUUCGCCUAGCAAUAUUCCUGUCAUCCUCAACCGACGAACUUCUUUGCCGAGAUCAUGCGACUCCCUUCACCUAUUUCGCGAACUGCUGACGCAAACAUGACCUCCUCUCAACCAAUCAUCGUUUAGGAUGACACUGUCGGCGCUGCUUCCCCCUUCGGCCCGCCUCAGCCAUCCACUUCGCGCCCCGCCCACGUGGUAGCGCGGACGGGAGGGGUCACGCAUGGACUCACGGGGCUGAUCGGUGGGUGUCCGUUUGACACCGCAAGCGAGUGGCGCUCAAAAGGGAAGAUGCGCGCCACAUUACUGUCACUCAAUCAAUAGUCCAGUUCACUCCCAGUCCUCAAGCCCGAGCACAACCAUCACAUUUGCCAACAUAUAGCUCCCGCCGGAAUCGCAUUAGGUCUCAUCCUGAUCGCGUGAUCCUUUUUAGAGUCAAUUUAUAGCAUUCAACGACAGCACUCCGUCGACCGUCAUCUAGCUCGCUAUUUCACUAGAAGCCAGCUUGUUAUACGAUUACCUGAUUUGUCCGAACAUGGGCGCCUGCGCUUCUACGGGUGGUCGCAGCCGCACGGCGUCAGAAAGCCUAGCUUCGACUUGCCCUACCAACAGCAGCAAGAAACAUCGCAAGGCCGAUCGCGCACGAGGCAGGGCGAGCAACACGAAACCGAAUCCGACUAAUCGCCAAUCCGUGUUAGCCCUGCCAUCGUCGUCCAGACGGCUCGAGAGCAACUAUUUGAUAGGUCGCGAGAUUGGCCGCGGGUUGUACGGCGUGGUUCGCGUGGUGAUGCACCGCGAGACGCAUCAGCGGUUCGCGUGCAAGACGAUCGACAAGCGCCGCAUGUCGCAGGAGCAGCUCGCGCGCCUUCGCACAGAGUACGACAUCCUCAAGCGACUCUCGUCGCACCAAUCAGUAGCGGCGCUGGUAGACCAAUACGAGGACGCCACGUGUGUGCAUUUGAUUCUCGAGCUCUGCACGGGAGGGACGCUAUACGAUGUUCUCACGACGGCCUCUAUCGCGGACAAUGCGUCCGCCGUAGAUCGCUCCGAUAGCAGCGCCAGUCCCGCUGCCACAAGCAGCACGCGCACCAGCAGCGGAAGCACCAGCAGCCGCAGCAGCAGCAGCAUGAGCGGGAGCGCGGCGUCGAAGCGGAUGAGCGAGGCGCAGGCGAAGCGGGUGAUGCGGCAAUUAGCAGAGGCGGUGGCAAGCCUGCACGCGGAGGGCAUCGUGCACCGCGACCUGAAGCUGGAGAACGUCGCGUUCAUGGAGCCCAGGGAUGCCGAGGGCAGCUCGCCCCCCGAGGGCAGCUCGCACCAUGGCAACACCAGCAGCCGCAGCACGAGCACAAGCAGCCGCCAUUUUCCCAGCAUCAGCAGCGCCAGCAGCUUAGCUUCUGAGUUGAGCGCCAGUGAUGCGGACAGUGACUACACUGCUUCCUUGGCAUCUGCGCCCUGCUCCCCCGCCUUCUCCACAUCGUGCCCUCCCCUCAAGCUCCUAGACUUUGGCCUGUCCACGUGGCACAAACCAGCAGACGGGCAGAAGCUGACGGAAAUUGCGGGCACGGCGUACUACGUGGCGCCAGAGGUGCUGCGGAAGCAGUACGGCAGCGAGUGCGACGUGUGGAGCAUGGGGGUCAUCCUCUACAUGAUGCUCACCGGAUCACCGCCCUUCUGGGAUGUCUCUGAAGAGGCCAUCUGCUCAGCUGUCCUGGCGGGCCACUACGACAUGGUCAGUGCGCCAUGGCCGUCCAUCUCACCUGCUGCCAAGGACCUCGUCAGGCGCAUGCUGCAGACGGACCCAGCCAAGCGAAUCACCGCACCCGAAAUUCUUGGACAUGAAUGGAUCUGCUUCUAGAAGCCUCUGCAUUCUGCGGUCCAUCCUGGUGAAGUCAUGCAGUGUGUGGAACAGACCUUGCGUAGAAGACCCCUUUCUGAAUCCUUAGGCGCCUGGUUGGGAUUUUCUCACUGUUGUACAGGCACCACACAUUUGCAGGUGCUAUAUCUUGAGCAUGUGUUGAUAGAAGCCACGUUGUACAAAUGGCAUUGAAUAAAAGUCGGCUCUGUACAUUGUCAGCUGAUUUUGAGUAGUUACA
Molecule: messenger RNA, 2252 nt
Organism: Closterium sp. NIES-67
Lineage: Eukaryota; Viridiplantae; Streptophyta; Zygnematophyceae; Desmidiales; Closteriaceae
Source: the annotation of a GenBank genome assembly